CCAUGACUCUUGAAUCUUGAUUAGAGUCUGGUGUAAAUAAAAUAGCAAGCAGUUCUACUUUUCAUGGGGAAUAGCAAACCAAGAGAAGGUACAAACUGAAAAUAUGCUUCCCAAAAAACUGAGAUACAUAAUUAAUUACAAUGCCAUAAUUGACAAUGAAGAAAUUUUUUCCACAGCGUUGUUUGAUGAAGGUGAGGUAAUAGAACUGGUCAGAAAGAGGGUAGUAUGUCCCUAGCCUUUAUAGGUAUACCUCAAAGAUAUCAAAUUGUUCAGUUUGUUCUUCACUGUCCUAUCAGAAUAGGCAAGGUCUGCUCAACUGUGAUUCUACUAGCACCAUAGGGGAACCUUUGUUACGUUAUUAGCGAAUUUGAGAAUCACAAUUCCUUUGAGAUAACCAAGAUCAAUAUAUGGGUUUUUUCCUCCUGAGUUAGAAGUAUGUACAUGCACUAAAAGUUUCAAUGCAGAUCUUUGUUCUCUUUAAAUUAUUUCUCAGCAAUGGCUUUACUCCCGGUGGUGUUGUUUCUGGCCACUGUGCUGCUUCCAUCUUUACCUGCUGAAGGCAAGGAUCCAGCUUUUACGGCUUUGUUAACCACCCAAACAUCAGUCCAAAAGGAGAUUGUAAACAAGCACAAUGAACUAAGGAAAGGAGUCUCUCCACCUGCCAGCAACAUGUUGAAGAUGGAAUGGAACAGAGAAGCAAUGACAAAUGCUCAAAAGUGGGCCAACAAGUGCACUUUAGAACACAGUAGUCCAGAGGACCGAAAAACCAGUACGAAAUGUGGUGAGAAUCUCUAUAUGUCAAGUGACCCUACUUCCUGGUCAAAUGCAGUCCAAAGCUGGUAUGAUGAGAGUCAUGAUUUUGUCUAUGGUGUAGGGGCAAAGAGUCCCAAUGUAGCUGUUGGACAUUAUACUCAGGUUGUCUGGUACUCAUCUUUCCGCGUUGGAUGUGGAAUUGCCUUUUGUCCCAAUCAAGAAGAGCUAAAAUACUUCUAUGUUUGCCAUUACUGUCCCGCUGGUAAUAAUGUCAAUCGAAAGCAUACCCCUUACAAGGAAGGAGCGCCUUGUGCCAGCUGUCCUGGAAACUGUGAAAAUGGACUGUGCACCAAUAGCUGUGAGUAUGAAGAUUUCCUUAGUAAUUGCGCAGACCUGAAGAUCAAAGCUGGCUGCGAACAUGAGUUGCUCAAGGAAAAGUGCCAGGCUACUUGCAAAUGUGAAAACAAAAUUUACUAA
Molecule: messenger RNA, 1230 nt
Organism: Loxodonta africana (African savanna elephant)
Lineage: Eukaryota; Metazoa; Chordata; Mammalia; Proboscidea; Elephantidae
Product: cysteine-rich secretory protein 2
Exons: 7
Coding region: 496-1230 (244 amino acids)
Cellular component (GO): extracellular region
Source: RefSeq, a predicted model, not a curated record